Molecule: messenger RNA, 462 nt
Organism: Daktulosphaira vitifoliae (grape phylloxera)
Lineage: Eukaryota; Metazoa; Arthropoda; Insecta; Hemiptera; Phylloxeridae
Product: nuclear protein 1
Exons: 2
Coding region: 137-358 (73 amino acids)
Biological process (GO): negative regulation of cell population proliferation; regulation of transcription by RNA polymerase II; negative regulation of cell cycle
Cellular component (GO): nucleus
Source: RefSeq, a predicted model, not a curated record
AAACAAACAAGAACGAAUGGUAAAACACACUACAAACAAUAUGAUACAUUAGCGUCGACAGUAAACAGGAAAUUUAAAGCUAUUGACAGCGAUAAUUUUUUUCUUUGUUUCAAAUACUUUUAUAUAAAAUUUGAAAAUGUCGAGUCAUAUUGACGACUACGAAGAAUACAAUUAUGAUGCGGAUAAAUUAGUAAAUGGCGGACAUAGUGGUAAAAAUAGGAGCAAGAAAGAGGCUAGUGAACACACGAACCAUUUUGAUCCAAGUGGACAUUCUAGGAAAUUGGCUGCUAAAUUGCAAAACACCGAGUCCAACAGAAAAGAAGAAAAUUUAAAACCGCAUCCUAUUACAAAGAAAUAACUUGUCAUUUGAUUCUUUUUUCCGUUUAAAUAUUUAAAGUUUAAUAAUUUACUAACAUAUUAACUGCUCAGAAUUACUGAUUUCAAUAAAGUUUUUUUUUCAAA